Molecule: messenger RNA, 4342 nt
Organism: Cynoglossus semilaevis (tongue sole)
Lineage: Eukaryota; Metazoa; Chordata; Actinopteri; Pleuronectiformes; Cynoglossidae
Gene: fzd5
Product: frizzled class receptor 5
Exons: 2
Coding region: 476-2227 (583 amino acids)
Biological process (GO): canonical Wnt signaling pathway; non-canonical Wnt signaling pathway
Cellular component (GO): plasma membrane
Molecular function (GO): Wnt receptor activity; Wnt-protein binding
Source: RefSeq, a predicted model, not a curated record
AGUGUUGAAAUUUUUCAUUUUUCCCUUUUUUCCUGGACCCACUCGAGUCUCCCACUGAUGAUGGUGAGAGAUUUUCCAUCGUUGGCCGGUGGCUGUGCACACAGAGAGCUGGUAAAAGUGUUACAGGGCUGUUAAAUUUAUUGGAACGUGACCACCGGAGAUGAACUUUCUCUGCUGUGAUUGCGGAAGACCUGGUGAAUGAUUGACAGCAGAGACUCUCCUGGCGCACAGUCUGGACUUAGCCUCCGGAGUUGGACUUGUUUUGUUUUAAUCAUUAAGAGGCUCAAAGGUUGUUUCUCCCAGUUCCACCUCGCAGCAGAAUGAAUCUUAUUUUUCCUGCAGGAGAAGGACAUCAUGUGGAGAUGAACUCUCGAAUUAAGAUUUUAUUAGAAUCAGUUUAGGACUUGGAUUAAUAUAUAUUGGGGGUUUUUUGUUUUUGUUUAAGUCACUUUUUCAGUUUUUUCUCGUUGGCGUCAUGGUGCACCGUUGGAUGAUGGAUGCACCGUUGAGCUUAUCCCUCACGGCGCUCCUCAUGCUGCUCCUGCUGCUGCUCAGUGGUUGCGGUACAACAUCAGGAGCCUCCAAAGAUCUGGUGUGUGAGCCCAUAACGGUGCCUAUGUGCAAAGGUAUCGGAUACAACCUGACCUACAUGCCCAAUCAGUUCAACCAUGACACCCAGGAGGAGGUUGGGCUGGAGGUGCACCAGUUCUGGCCUCUGGUCCGAAUCCGCUGCUCCCCGGACCUGCUGUUCUUCCUGUGCAGUAUGUACACCCCCAUCUGCCUGCCGGACUACCGCAAACCCCUGCCACCCUGCCGCUCUGUGUGUGAACGGGCCAAACGUGGCUGCUCCCCUCUGAUGAGCCAGUACGGCUUCGAGUGGCCUGAGAGGAUGAGCUGUGAGCAGCUGCCCAAACUGGGCGACGAGACCCUGUGCAUGGACCAGAACAGCAGUGAAACCACCACCCUGGCUCCCCCGUUUUCUAAAUCGACCCCUAAAGGUCGGCCCAGACCUCCGAGCCCUCAGCAGUGUGACAGGGAGUGUCGCUGUCGAGACCCACUGCUCCCCAUCAAGAGGGAGUCUCACCCUCUUUACGGUCGGGUCCAGACGGGUCCCCUUCUCAACUGCGCCCAACCCUGUCACCAAGAGUACUUCACAGCCAACGAACGCACCUUCACCAGCUUCUGGAUCGGCCUGUGGUCUGUGCUGUGCUUUAUCUCUACCUUGACCACUGUGACCACGUUCCUCAUUGACAUGGAACGCUUCAAAUACCCAGAGAGACCCAUCAUCUUCCUGGCCACCUGCUACCUCUUUGUCUCAUUGGGCUACAUCAUCCGCCUGGUGGCCGGUCACGAAAGAGUGGCGUGCGGUUCCAGCGGUGGUUCUGGCGACCACCUGCACAUCCUCUACGACACCACUGGUCCAGCUCUCUGCACCCUCGUCUUCCUGUUGGUGUAUUUCUUCGGCAUGGCCAGCUCCAUCUGGUGGGUGGUGCUGUCCUUCACCUGGUUCCUGGCAGCAGGGUUGAAGUGGGGCAGCGAAGCCAUCGCAGGAUACUCUCAGUAUUUUCACCUGGCCGCCUGGCUUAUCCCCAGCAUCAAGUCCAUCGUAGUCCUGGCCCUCAGCUCUGUGGACGGAGACCCUGUGGCUGGAAUCUGCUACGUUGGUAACCAAAGUUUGGAGAGUCUGAGGGGAUUCGUGCUUGCACCUCUUGUGGUUUAUCUCUUUACCGGUUCACUUUUCCUUCUGGCCGGAUUUGUUUCUCUCUUUCGUAUCAGAAGUAUCAUCAAACAAGGAGGCACCAAGACGGACAAACUAGAGCGGCUGAUGAUCCGCAUCGGACUAUUCACAGUGUUGUACACCGUCCCCGCCACCAUCGUGGUGGCCUGCCUGGUCUAUGAACAGCACUAUCGCCCGGGCUGGGAGCGAGCUUUGGCGUGCUCCUGCCAGUCCGAGCGCCAGCGUUUGGGCCUCGGCCCGGACUAUGCUGUUUUCAUGCUCAAAUAUUUCAUGUAUUUAGUGGUGGGCAUCACUUCAGGGGUUUGGAUUUGGUCAGGGAAGACCUUGGAGUCAUGGAGGAGGUUUGUGGCCCGGUGCUGCCCCUGCUGGCUACAGAAGGCCAAUGCUCCACCUUCCAUGUACAGUGAGGCCAGUACGGCUUUGACCGGACACACUGGGUCUGGACUGACCUCAGGGAUGUAUCACAAAGCUGCUCAUUCUCAUAUAUGAACUUGAAGAAAAGAACAGGAAAAUGUGCAGGACUGUGCGAACUGAGGAUCAGCUUUGAAUAAAAGGGAAAAACAACAAAGCAUUAAACAAUCUUUCCUUCAUUUUGACAGAUCUCAAUCAGCUGACCAAACAGAAAUAUAUGAAUUCUUCAUGUGCCUCAUCUCUUCCUGUUCACAUUGAGCGUCGAAGGAGGGCAAGUAUUUAUUUCUGUAUAUAUUUUGUGCAUAUGUUGUAAAUUUGAAAGAAAUAGCUGUAUAUUAGGUUUAUUAGUUCUGAUUUGUUGAAUUAUUAACCAACCAAUGCCACUGCCACAUGUAUAGAACAUUUUUUGUACAUAUUGUUUGUGAGUGAUUCUGUUUUUUUUUUGUUUUGUUUUUUUUUUUGUAACAGAAAACUAAAAAUGUGCAGAGAAAAAGUAUUUGUUUAUCAAAACUGUGUGAGUCAUGAGAAUAGAAGGAAAAACAGAUAUAACCUCUUAUAAGGACGUGACUCUCACACUGUUGUCAGUCUGUGUGUGAAAUGUGAACUAGUUUUGUCAGUGUCAUGUGAACUAUCAAGGCGGUUUUAAGGAUGAACGAUGGAGGAUGUGCUGCCUUUGACGCUGCCCUUUACUCCCAUCUUUUGGUGUUAGGCGGAACUGCAGGUUUUAGUUUCAAGACAUCCUCGGGUUUGACGACUGUAGUCAUCAAAUCAAAUGUGUCAACAAAUGGUAUGAAUUCUUUACAUUUUUUUAUUAUAAUGAAAUUACAUUAACUACUAAAAAUAUUUCGCCAUCCCUGAUGUUGAUCUUUAAGAUAAAUAAAGAUUGAUAUGAUAACUGAAAAACGACAUUUUGAUAAAAAUGCUUCACCUUUUUCAACAACUUCCCAUCAUUGAUGCUAACAAAAAACAUAAGUAUAUCCACAUUGGCUGUGAUUUGGUGUCGGUUGACCAGAAGGUUAUGGGUUCGAUUCCAGAGCCUUUAUACAUACACACCAGUAUUGAAAGUAAACCACAAUUGAAAUAUUAUUUUAAAAACACAGCCAUUUCCAAAAGAAAAAACAAGAUUUGCUCUGCAUUUGUCCUAUUUCCUCCUGACAUUUAACACAUUUUGACUGUUUUACCAACUGCUAGAGAAAAGACAGGAAAGUCAGGAGUCAGAAAUGUUAAAUUAUGCACAAACAUUUAGUCAACAACCUAUAGACAACAGUCUGUAUUUUAUUGAUUAAAUAACUAUUUACUAAUUGACACAAAAUCUGAAUGAUUAGUAAUUUAUUAAACAAUGUUGUGAUCUGAUCUUGGUUUUGUCAGUUUCAGUGACUGAAUCCCCUACACUCCAGAAGUUCACUAGUUCAUUCUGAGAACUUUUUUAAGGAGCCUUUUAGUUCCAGUUGAGCAACAAUGGUCUCCUCAGUGAGCAGUGACUUAUCGUAUCUACAGAGAUCUGCGGUUCAGUCUGUGUCUCUGGUUUGUCUGCGCCCCGAAAACAGAGUUCAGUUCAGGUUAGUGUGUUAAUGAGCGUAAAUAAACUGUAAAAAAACAAACAGACAAAAAAAUGUUAACCAGAGCAAACAGUCGGAGCAUGUAUUUAAAAUGAUUAUUCCACUGGAAUAGAAGUUCAGACUUGUUAGCAGUGUGACUGUUCAAUUCUGGAGUUUCACAAGAGAGAUGUUUUCCGUCUGCACUGAAACUUCCUUAAUUCUUCUCCAAAACUAAAAAAAAAAAAAAUCCUUGCGAUGUUCACUCUUGAAGAAGCGGUGACUUAGAAGAUUCACAGGAAAUCUUCAGUUUCUGUCUCUGCUGUUUGUCAGUGUUGUUGACCAUUUGAUUAUCAUUUUCAUUAUAAUUUCAUUAUAACAAUAAUAAUUGUUAUUAUGGUUUGUCCAUAGAGUAGAGAACAUGUUUAAUUUAUUAGUCUGGGAUGAGUGAGACGACGAUAGGAUUUUUUUUUUAAAAAUAUAAACUGCUGUCAGACUGAUGAACUUCAGAUAAUGUUAUUGAAAUACUUUAGUGUCUCACCACAUCUGUGACUUUGUUCAUGUUAAUGCUAUAACUGAGUGUAUAUGUGGUUGAUCCUGAGGAAAUGUUAUACUUGUGUGAAAAAAUAAAAAAAAAUGUGCACAGGUUGAACAGUAA